AAUACCCUCCAUUUUCCACUCUAUUUCCCCCUUUUGGUACAACCUGCUCGUGCUUAACCAGAAGCUUUCCCAUCCGUGUGAUGUAGGAUCCCAGGGUUUUCUACAAUCCCACGAACCGCAAGAUUUUUCCUUUCUUCUUACUUCUCUCGGUCUCAUAUUGUGUUGCUUAAACAUUGUCUGGUUCCUUGAGUUGGUCCAGCAGCUAAGUUUCUGGUCUUGUAUUCAAGUAUGUUUUUCUGGUUCUGAUCUGACAUUUGUAUUGGUUUUAUGGACUUCAUUUUUCGCUGUUGUUUGUCGUGACAGUUGAGUUUGCUUUUUUGCAAGUGUAGAGGCAGUUGGGAUGUGUAUGAGAUGGUGGGUGGAUUAAAUUUGAGUUUAAUUGACUACUUGAGGAGCUGUGCGAAGAGGGUUUUGGGUUUUGGCAAUCCAGUUGCUGGGGGUCAUUGCAAGAGUUGGGUUUUUCAGUCAUUCAAUGGGCUCACUAUAGUCGGUUCCUUUUUGUGCUUUGUUUUGGCCAUGGUUUGUGGUUUUGUGUAUGUGUUCCCAGUUUCUCGUGCAGUUGUCGAUAAUUAUGGGCCUUCUGAGUCCAGUGAUUUGACUUAUGGGACUCCUGAUCGCACUGAUAUGAGUGGUGAAUGCAAUGUUUAUGAUGGGAGAUGGGUGCCUGAUGAGAGUUACCCUUUAUACAAUGCAUCAGAGUGUCCUUUCGCUGAACGGGGCUUUAAUUGUUUGGCAAAUGGGCGGAAGGACAAAGGGUAUCUUAAAUGGAGGUGGAAGCCGAAGGAUUGUGAUAUUUCAAGGUUUAAUGUUGAGAUUGUUUUGGAAAGACUUCGUGGGAAACGGGUUGUAUUUGUUGGUGAUUCUUUGAGUAGAACUCAAUGGGAGUCUAUGAUAUGUAUGCUCAUGACUGGUGUGAAGGACAAGAGGAGUGUGUAUGAAGUUAAUGGGAAUAAGAUAACCAAGAGGAUUAGGCAUUUAGGCGUUCGGUUUAGUUCAUUCAAUUUUACUGUAGAGUUUUACCGUUCAGUUUUCUUGGUGCAGCCUGGCUCUGUACCUAAACGUGCACCAAAGAGGGUUAAAUCAACACUUAAACUUGAUGUGCUGGAUGAUAUCAGCAAAGAGUGGAUUGAUUCUGAUGUUUUGAUAUUUAAUUCUGGGCAUUGGUGGACACCAGGGAAGCUUUUCGAAAUGGGUUGCUAUUUCCAGGAUGGUGGAAGGAUGAAGCUCGGAAUGCCAAUUACUGCUGCCUUUGAAACAGCAUUAUCCACUUGGGCAUCCUGGAUUGAGAAUAUGGUAGACACAAAUAGGACACGAGUAUUCUUUCGGACUUUUGAGUCCUCACAUUGGAGUGGUCGAACACGGCAGACGUGCAAAGUAACUCGACGGCCUUCAUCAAAAAUCAAAGGCAAGGAGCGAAGCCCGUUCUCAGACAUCAUACUGAAUGUGGUGAAGAAUUUGUCAGUUCCAGUAGAGGUACUUCAUGUUACUCCCAUGAGUGCACUCCGAAGGGAUGCACAUGUGGGUACCUGGAGUGACAAUCCAUCAGUCCCUGAUUGUAGCCAUUGGUGCUUGCCUGGUCUGCCUGAUACGUGGAAUGAACUUAUUUUCUCUUAUCUGCUUCCAGAGCAGAGGCUUUCCCUUCGUUGAAGUGGUAACUUUUUUGAUUUGUCAUCAGAGAGGACAAUUGGGAAUAUUGAGAAGCGAAAAGACCUCUAUUACUUGUCAAAUGUUGGUUCUCCUUCAAAUCCAAAGUCACUUACUGAUUUUUCUUUGAUUUCUAAUUCUAAAGUUCUGUUGUGGCAUCAUAGAUUAGGCCAGCCAAUUUCUCUUAUUUAAAUCAUAUGUACUCUCAUUUGUUCGUUAAUAAAAAUCCUUCAUCAUUUCAGUGUGAUCAUUGUAUUAUUGCCAAACAAACUCAUGCAUUUUAUCUACCUCACAUAUACAAACCUUUUACUUCAUUUCAUUUAAUUCAUAGUGAUGUAUGGGGACCAUCACAAGUGUUAAAUUUAACCAGGGAAACAAUGGUUUGUUACCAUUAUUGAUGAACAUACUCGGGUAUGUUGGGUUUACUUAAUGAGAGAAAUUCGA
Diospyros lotus (date-plum) is the source of this 2088-nucleotide messenger RNA. Its product is annotated as protein trichome berefringence-like 7. Gene Ontology annotation, cellular component: Golgi apparatus. The record is from RefSeq and is a predicted model, not a curated record. Lineage: Eukaryota; Viridiplantae; Streptophyta; Magnoliopsida; Ericales; Ebenaceae. The transcript has 4 exons. Gene Ontology annotation, molecular function: O-acetyltransferase activity. Bases 352 to 1647 code for a protein of 431 amino acids.